UUUUAAGCCAGAAGCCUCUACCCGCCCUACCCAGUGACAUGCUGACCCAGGUAGGAGGCAGACUAAAACAAUUCUCCUCCGCCUGGCAAGAAAUUUAUGCCUCCCCUUGGGUCACUCGUACCAUAAGAGAAGGCCUAAAGCUAGAAUUUGUUUCCCCACCCCCAAAACAUUUUUUUAUCAACCAAAGACAGCAGCCCGACAAACAGGCGUCCCUAGAGUCAGAGAUAACUACGUUACUCCUCAAAGGAGUCCUCAUCCCUGUACCAGAAGAACAACACGGCGAAGGAUUCUAUUCCCCUAUAUUUUUGAUAAAAAAAAACAAACGGCUCCUUUCGCCUAAUAAUAAAUUUAAAGUCCUUAAACAAAUCCAUCAUUUACAAGAGAUUCAAAAUGGAGACCAUAAAAUCUACCACACAGAUCCUUCCGCAGGAUUGCUUUAUGGCUACCGUCGACCUUCAGGACGCUUACUACCACGUCCCAAUAUACCACAGGCAUCAGUGUUUUCUAAGGAUUGCAAUUUAUUAUGAAGGAAAAUUGUCCCAUUUUCAGUUCACAGCCCUUCCUUUCGGCCUAUCCUCUGCCCCCAGAGUUUUUUCAAAAAUAAUGUCAGAAGUCACGAAAUUUCUUCACCUUCAGGGGGUACAGAUCGUUCCAUACCUGGACGACUUUCUGGUGUUUGCGAAGUCGCGCCAACUUCUACAAUCACGCCUCAAGCAAAUCCGGGACUGUCUUACAACUCUAGGGUGGAUAAUAAAUCCCAAAAAAUCAGACCUUAUCCCCAAUCAGGAAAAGGUGUUUUUAGGGGUGCUGUUGGACUCAAGGCAUCUAAUGUCUUUCCUUCCUAAAGACAAACAAUCUCACUUAAUCCAAACAGUGUCUCAUUUUUCCAGCAGGGAUCGGUCCUCGAUAAGAGACAUCAUGGCUGUACUGGGGCUGCUAACAGCCGCAAUCCUGUCAGUAAGGUGGGCCCAAAGUCACACAAGAGUCCUUCAGGCCUUUCUCCUAUCCUCAUGGGACGGAAAGAACUCAUCUCUAGACAGAAAGGUUCACGUUCCCAGACAGGUAAAACAGUCACUAACUUGGUGGAGAAUAAAGGGAAACCUGAGCAUAGGGGUUCACUGGCGCCCAAGAGAUGUUAUGGUCAUUACAACAGACGCCAUGGUGGCCGAUUAUCUCAGUCGACAUCUCAUAAGAGAAACCGAAUGGUCCCUAAAUCACCACGUUUUCAGCCAGAUCUGCCAGAUGUGGGGGACCCCAGUGUUAGAUCUGUUCGCCACCAAAAGCAACAGGCAGGUCAGAAAGUUCUGUUCCCUCUCGCAAAAAGAUCAUCCGGUAUGGCUAGACGCCCUCUCCCGGCCGUGGCCAAAACAGCUCCUUUAUGCCUUCCCUCCAUUCAGCCUCAUUCCAAGAGUCCUGGUAAAAACUCAGGAAGAGAGGGUCCAUGUAAUUAUGGUGGCCCCCUUCUGGCCAAGAAGGGCUUGGUUUCCACUCCUGCUCAAACUAUCAGCCGGAGUUUAUUGGACACUGCCGUCAAACCCAGACCUACUCCACCAGGGACCAAUAAAUCAUCCCAGUGUAAAGCAACUCAGUUUGACAGCCUGGAAUCUGAACGCCUCCUGCUAAAACGGAAGGGCCUGUCAGAUGUGGUUAUUUCCACGAUGCUAAAAAGCCGGAAACCCGUAACUUCCCGGAUCUACUUGAGAACCUGGAAUGCCUUUUUGUCCUUUUUGGGAAGUGUAGAUUUUCCUGAUGUUCCUCAGGUCCUCCAGUUCCUGCAAGCUGGGUUGGAAAAAGGCCUCCACCCGUCAACUCUAAAGGUACAGAUCUCCGCGCUCAGCGCCUUCUUGGACGUAAAACUGACAGAUUCCCCUCUGAUCAAAAGUUUUUUGAAGGGGGCAGUAAGAACUUCUUUCUUCCCUCAUCCGGUGGUUCCUCCCUGGGACUUGGGCCUAGUUCUUUCUGCUCUCACUACUCCACCGUUUGAGCCAAUUGAUAAUAUCCCUCUAAGGCUCCUCACCAUGAAGACGUUUUUUUUUUGUUGCCAUAACCUCUGCCAGAAGAGUUGGGGAAAUUCAAGCAUUCUCUUGCAAGCCUCCCUAUCUUACAAUUCUGGAUGAUCGUAUAAUCCUCAGGCACUGUCCUGCCUUUCUCCCAAAGGUGGUAUCCAGAUUUCAUCGUGAACAGGAAGUCUCCCUACCUUUGUUUUUUCAGUCUCCAUCUACUGACUCGGAGGGAACUCUCCAUAAUCUGGACGUCAGGAGAUCAGUCCUUUCUUACCUACAAGCCACUAAGCCGCUAAGAAAAUCGGACCGCCUCUUUCUGCAAUUUCAGGGGCCUAAUAAGGGGCAAGCGGCUAGCAAAUCAACCAU
Molecule: messenger RNA, 2369 nt
Organism: Bufo bufo (common toad)
Lineage: Eukaryota; Metazoa; Chordata; Amphibia; Anura; Bufonidae
Exons: 2
Coding region: 1011-2117 (368 amino acids)
Source: RefSeq, a predicted model, not a curated record